GUAGCUGUAAUUUAGAAAAGAAAACUUUUCACGUCAGUUUGAUUCUCUAGAAUGCUGCGUUAUCAUGUCAGACUUGGUUCCACGUGUCACAACAAAGAGGAGAAGGCUGUAAGACGCGCGGAAGAGUUUCGAUAGUGAUUCUAAUCGUGAAUUAUCGUAGAAGCGCAUAAGGAUAAAGAGCGGAACGAACGAUGGAGAACGACACGCAGAGCUGACGAACGAAGAACAGUGGGGGACAAUCGCGAAUGUUUCUCGACCAACAUCCACACACGGCACCGCAAGGUGGAACGGCUAAUUGCAGUUGUACCUGCGUCAUCUGUGCGCUGACGCGCUCGCGAAUUCGUUUUCGCGUUGAAAGCGCGUUCGUUCUCUGAAAUCGUUUUCUUCGCGUUUUCGCGCACCUACGUUUUUAUUAUUAUCUUUUUUAAUAACAUCUUUGUAUUAUUUUUUUUAAAUUUGAACCAUGAGACGAGGAUCCGUCAGCAGUUGGCAGUCCUAUGGACAGCGAAACUCCGACUGUAUGAUGCAGACGUAUGAGGGUAAUACCGCGCUUCCUCCGCCUUGCGAGGAAAUUGUCCAUCAACGAAAGGUGGUUAGGUUUUUAACGUAUAAAAAAGUCCUCUCCUUCAUUGUCUUGUUCGUGAUCAUUGUGAUCGUCGCCGGUCUGAUCGGAUGGAAUAUAGGCACGAUGCCUAAAACGAGAAUAUACGAUCCGUUAGCCCUCAUUGAAGAUGAGGUAGAGGAAGGAGGCGAUAUCAUCAUGGUCCCGAUAUCACCUUUCAUUCAUCCCUCGAGAUAUACUCUCGAGUUAAUGCUGCCGAGUGAUGUCAAUACAACGUCAAAGAUGAAAGGGCGAGUCAUUAUCGAAUUCCGCAUGGACGACACAACAAAUAAAUUAUCUCUCAAUGCGAGAAACAUUACGGCAACGCGUUAUAAGCUGUCACUCUUAGAAGAGAAUAGUGCACGAGCAAAAAGAAGGCGUAGGAGGCGCGCCGAGGACGAUAAUAAAGGCAGCCAAGAUAACGCUGCCAACGCUACCACUUUGGCUUCUACUGCGAUGUCAUCGGUGCAAUUAGAAAAUCAACAAGAAACAACGCGCGCUAUUGUCACGGAAUAUCCGCCAGAAAAUGCAACUGUUUCUAAUAAUGAAACUUCUUCUUUGAGAAACGAAAGCUCCUCCGUGCAGGAUAAAAAAAUUGAGGAAUCCGCGAACGCAACAACAUCUAGAUCGGUGGACAUGGUGGCGUCUACAUCCGGUAAUGGAAGCAUAACCGAAGUGGAGAUUCAACGAUAUGAAGAGGAUGCUAAUAACGGAUUACACGUGAUACAUCCGGCCGUUGCUAUGAGCCCGGGAAUGUACAGCUUGGAGAUCGAUUACGAGAUUCUGCUCGAUGGCAAGGCGAUUUAUUUGGCGAGCUACAACGAGACUGGUGAAGGAAAUAAAUCGUUGAUCGGAACGCGGUUGAAACCUGUGGGAGCUUCGCAUCUUUUGCCUGUCUUUGAUGACAUAAAUCUCAAGGCUGUCUUCUCGGUGUCCGUGGCACGUCCACGCGAAGCUAGAGUCCUGUCGAACAUGCCUCUCAGUAUCUCCAAAGACAUGUCGGAUGAUCGGAUGUUUGACAGCUUCAGCGAUACUCCAUUGCUUUCACCUUACAAUUUGGCUUUUGUAAUGGGUGAGAUCGAGUCAUUAGGCGAGACAAAAAUCGAGUCGUUGGGGCCUGAUAACGCGACAGUGAUCUUCUGGAGUGAUUCAAAAAAGCGAUCCCGAGGAAUUUACCUUCUCGACAAACUCGAGCAAAUCGUCGUAUGUUUGAACAACGUGUUCUCGAUGCCUUAUCCACUACCGAAAUUGGAUAUCGUCGCACUACCGUCGCGAAUCAUCGAUAACACUGGAAGCCCGGGAUUAAUAUCAUUGAAGCAAUCGUUCUUCUACGCCGCGGAUCGAUCUCCCAUGGUCACGAAGACGGACGCGUUAAGCGCUCUGAUAAGCUUGAUAGGAGAACAAUGGCUAGGCGGCGUUGUGAACAUGAAGAACUGGACGGACGUUUGGCUGCUUGAAGGCUCUAUGCUCCAUUUGCAACAUGCGUUGAUGGAGAAGAUAGAUUCGUCACUGGGCUCCAAUCUUGCUUUUCUCGCCAACGUGCAAUGGGAUGCCAUGGAAGAAGAUAGUUACAGCGUUUCGAGAUCGCUGCAAUCGAAUGUCAAUCCUGCCCAUCUGGAUUUCUCGAACGAUAACGCUCGUCAUAAGAAAGGUGCAUGCUUGAUUCGCAUGUUGCAUGGCGUGAUAAACGAUACCGCCUUUAGGAACGGCUACCGGAAAUUCAUAGCGAGGUGGAAUUACUCGACAGCAAGCGUUGACGAUUUUUGGGAAGCGAUGGCGGAAGAAACCAUAGGUUUGCCCAUAGAAAUCACGUUGUCCGAGGCGAUGAAUUCUUGGAUUUCGCAUCACGGAUAUCCGAUUGUUAGCGUCAUGAGGAAGUACAAGGAAGGUACCGCUGUCAUUCGACAGCAAAGAUUUACAUAUGACCAAUCAUCCGACAAUCAACCGACCUGGUACAUACCGCUUGACUAUAUUAACAAAACGAGCAAUGAUUGGUCAUCUCCGACGAAGAUAUGGUUCCAUUCUGAAGCGGAGAUGGUGGUGCAUAACGUUGGGGCGGAAGAUUCUUGGGUUGUGUUCAAUGUGAAUAAAACAGGUUAUUAUCGUGUGCAUUAUGACGAGGAAAAUUGGAAGCUCUUGGCACAGGCUCUCGAGGAGAAUCACGAGGUCCUCCCGGCAGAAACCAGAGCGUCACUCAUCGACGAUGUGCUCGGGCUCGCCGCGGUCGGCCUGACGAAAUACGCGACCGCUUUCGACUUUAUUAAAUAUAUGCAAAUGAAGGAACGACAUUAUGCUCCUUGGGGUGCUCUGAUGCGUCAUCUGUUGAAGUUGAACGGUCUCCUUUACGAGACGUCGGGUUUCAGUCCUUUUCAGGAGUUUACACUAAAGUUUACUUCAACAUUGUACUCAGACGUGGGGUGGAAGAUCGAUGAAGGAUCGCGACUAACUUUGACCGCUCUUACAAUAGCGUGUGCUUUCGAGAAUGCGGACUGCCUUGAAUGGUCCAAGAAUCAUUUUGCGAAAUUGAAGGAUCAUUCCAAUGCGGACGAAGUCGUACCAGCGUACGCACGCGAAGUGCUGUACUGUACGAUUGCGCGAUACGGCACACGAAACGAAUGGAAUUAUUUCGUUGAGAGGGCAAACUCUACCGCAGAUGGAGAUGAAAAAAAUCGUCUUUUAUCGGCGUUUGGAUGCUUCCAGACGCCAUGGAUCCUGCAGACGAUACUUAGUGAGCUUCUCGAAGGAAAGAUCUAUAACGAGGACGAGACGCAAAGGAUCUUAAGGAGUUUUCCACAAAAUCCGGUUGCUGCGCAAAUUGCCUACAAGUUCGUGCAAAAUAAUUGGGAGGUUAUCGUCACAAGAUUUUCCAAAUCUCGUCCGAUCUUAAAAGCUUUUGCACUGGCGACGACGAAUGGCUUGAUUAGCGAAGAAGAUUUUGAAGAUUUUCAGACUUUCAGCGAAGAUAAUCUCGAAAGCAUAAAGAUCGUGGGGUACACAAUGGCAAUGGUCGAGGCACACGCUAAAUUCGCGAUAAAGUGGUUAAAGGAAUUCUUGCCGGAAGUGCAGGAGUGGUUAACAGCGAAUAAUGCCACGGAGAUAUCGACAUGAAUAAUUGAGUGAGAUCCAUCGGGUGUAAUAGAAUAAAGAGAACGUCCUCUGCGCCCUGCAAUCGAUUCGCUUUCGCUGUGCGGCUGUCGGUGCUCGCACGCGAAAAGAACUGCGAGAACUUUUCUACGACAACAAGUUUUAUUUCUUCGUAUGCUUUUGUCAAGCAUGAUUACAAAACCAAGCAACAAGAAUCUCGUCCUUAUAUCGUGUAGCCUUAGAACGACGGUCGUUAGUAUAUAAUUAGUUAGUAGGUACAUAUUUAACAAACGAUAUACAUAAUAAUCGUAUCUAACGGUGGUAAUUAUUAUUCCAAUGUUCACCGUAAACUCUCCGUUUUUCGCUCUCGUUAACGGCGCUCUAUUGCUAUACGGUACGCUCGUUUUAUAACACACUAUGUUAUCGUUACAAUAAUCUAUCCGUACCGUCCUUACUUUUCUCGUCUUUAGCCUAACUCGUUAAAUGCGUUUAGUACGGUAUUCGCAAGCUAUCGGAUACGCAGUUCGAGGGUUGGAAGCGAUGAUUUAUUUCGUCGUCGUUUGGGGCUCGGCCCCAUCAGAGAGAUUUAAAAUACCCGAUGUUAAAUCGAGAUCUUAAAUACACCGCGAAGAAUUCCACCAUUUCGCUCUUCGCGCGUGUCGUGAGAUCCUCCGAGACGAGUUAAAAUCGCAGAACUGCACAUCGCCGACUUCAUAUUGCCUCGGCGAACGUCCAACUCACUUUUUACAAUGCAUUUAGCGCUAAAUGCAACUUUUCUCCUAUACCGUAUUUAUGUGGCACGCGACUUUACAAACGUACACGUUUAACGCUAAAUGCAGCCGCCUGUUUUUUCACUUCACGUUUAUAUUGAAUAAUAUAUCCUCACAUUUGGACAAGCUGGAGAAGUGACAGCCGCGUUAAGAAUUAAACAGCCGCGUCUAACGCGAACUGUGGCUGUGCAAUUUUCAUCAUUGUAUUACAUCAGAAUCUCGUAUUAAACUCAGCGCAUUUAGUGCUAAAUGCGCAUUAGCGCAUCUAUUUGCAAAUAAAAUUUCUCGGUAUACGAGAAUUGUUCAAAAAUGUUUUUAUUUUCCGAUCUUUCGUACAUUGCAGGGGUUAUUUUUUUUUUAAACGAAACAUAUCUAUCUCUCUAACGAAGUAUGGUGGAUAUAUUGAUGAUACAUCACAUAAAUAUUUCGUUACAAUUUUACUACAUCAAUCACAAUUUAUGAAAACAUGUAUGCUUCUUACAAGGAAGAUCUAUAAGUCGGCAAGAUGCAAUUUUCUGGGGAUAUUAACUAUUUCAAAUAAUUUCUCUCUCACUUGAUAUUAAUAUAUUUUUGUUUGCUUUUGGGAACUCCGUUAUGUAAGAUAUAUUUUAUUUCGUUAAUAACCCCUUCGAGUAAUCGCUUAGAAAUGGUGUCGAUCGUUUAUUGUCUUCACACAAUUCACUCGAUUUUAUCAGACGUAUUAUUAUCGGUGUUGCGUGUGAGCGCAUUGUUGACAUUCUAAAACGAUCGCGUAUGUAUGAUAAAAAACGAACUGUUAACAUUUUGUGCGCGAUUUCAAAUAAACAAACGGGAUUCCAUUGAA
Messenger RNA from Pogonomyrmex barbatus (red harvester ant), 5278 nucleotides. Its product is annotated as thyrotropin-releasing hormone-degrading ectoenzyme. Gene Ontology annotation, molecular function: metallopeptidase activity; zinc ion binding. The record is from RefSeq and is a predicted model, not a curated record. Gene Ontology annotation, biological process: proteolysis. Lineage: Eukaryota; Metazoa; Arthropoda; Insecta; Hymenoptera; Formicidae. Gene Ontology annotation, cellular component: cytoplasm; membrane.